Molecule: messenger RNA, 4316 nt
Organism: Ctenocephalides felis (cat flea)
Lineage: Eukaryota; Metazoa; Arthropoda; Insecta; Siphonaptera; Pulicidae
Product: protein strawberry notch-like
Biological process (GO): regulation of DNA-templated transcription
Cellular component (GO): nucleus
Molecular function (GO): histone binding; chromatin DNA binding
Source: RefSeq, a predicted model, not a curated record
GUCAUCUGUGCUGUAAAAAUUCAAUUUUAUACAUCGCUGUUAUUACAAAAUGCUAACAAACACGUAAUUUUUAGAUUUAUAAUUACAUACAGAAAACUAUGAUAAUUUAAAUUAGAGUGCAGUGAUAUCAGUGACAUAAUUCCUUCUCAAAAAAUAAUUACCUAAAAGAAAAAUGUUCGAAAUGUCUAAUAAGGAAUCAUACAUGAAGAACGACAGUGAGCAUAAUUCAUCUGACUCAGAAUUGGAUGAAGAUGAGGAUCCUGAUAAAAUUGAAGUACCAGGUGGCGGGAAGACUUUGGCAGCUUCAGCCAAUUUGCCACGAACUGAUAUUAAGCCUGAUCCAUUUGCAAACUUUAAGUCUUCUCCUAAAAUACCGGGAGGAUUGGUCACAAAAGGCAAUACUCCACCAGGUUAUGAAAUGGUCAGAAUGCCAGGGAUAGGCAAUUCUCCUUUUGGGAUGGGUGCUGGUUAUAUGCCACAAACUCAACCUGGUCAAAUGGCACCAAAUGCCGGACCAGGAAUGUCACCAUUUUUUCAGCAAAAUAUGAACCCAAUGGCUGCGUCUUUGCUCGCGCAGAUGGAAAUGUCAGGGUUAAUGGGAAUGGGCGGUAUGAAUCCGCUGCUCUUACAAAAUCUGAGCAGUAUUUUAGCUCAGCCAAAUUUUCCAUUGAAUCAACUAUCCAACCUUGUUAACAUGAAUAAUUUUGGAGUCGGUAACAUGCAGAAUCCUUGGAUGCAAAAUGUUCCUGGAAAAAUGGUGUCUCAUAUGUGGGGCGAAGGCAAUAAAAUGCAUACUCAAGAAGAAGAAGAAGGAGACGAUGAAGAAAUGGGUGUUGCGGAAACAUAUGCAGAAUAUUGGCCAGCAAAACUUAAGCUGGGCAAAAAACAUCCUGAUCCAGUUGUUGAGACUGCAUCAUUGUCCUCUGUCGAGCCAGCAGAUAUUAAAUAUCAACUUUCUAUACCAAAAGAAACAAUUGAAACAGGACAACUUAGUGCUUUACAAUUAGAAUCUAUUACAUAUGCAUCUCAGGCGCAUACACAUAUUUUGCCUGAUGGCACAAGGGCUGGAUUUUUGAUAGGUGACGGUGCUGGUGUCGGCAAAGGUCGGACUAUAGCUGGUGUAAUUUUUGAAAACUACAUGAAAGGUCGUAAAAAAGCUAUUUGGGUUUCUGUGUCGAAUGAUUUAAAAUACGAUGCGGAAAGGGAUCUUAAAGAUAUUGGUGCUAGCAAAAUAGAAGUACAUCCGUUAAAUAAGUUUAAAUACGCAAAAAUAUCAUCGCCCGUAAACGGUAAUGUGAAAAAAGGUGUCAUAUUUUCCACAUAUUCAGCAUUGAUUGGUGAAUCCAGUUCUGGAGGCAAAUAUAAAACUAGACUCAAGCAGUUGUUGCAAUGGUGCGGAGAAGAUUUUGACGGACUUAUUGUGUUUGAUGAAUGUCAUAAAGCAAAAAAUCUAUGUCCCGUGGGUUCAAGUAAACCAACAAAAACUGGCCUAACUGCUUUAGAAUUGCAGUCAAAAUUACCAAAAGCUAGAGUCGUCUAUGCUUCUGCGACAGGUGCUUCUGAGCCAAGAAAUAUGGCUUAUAUGGUUCGAUUAGGCAUUUGGGGAGAAGGUACUCCGUUUCCUUCAUUCAAUGAUUUUAUUGCAGCCGUUGAGAAAAGAGGUGUUGGUGCAAUGGAGAUUGUUGCCAUGGACAUGAAAUUAAGAGGGAUGUACAUAGCGAGACAGCUAAGUUUCCACGGUGUAGGGUUUAGAAUUGAAGAAGUACCUUUAUCGAAAGAGUUCACGAAAACUUAUGAUAUGGCUGUGAAAUUAUGGGUAGAAGCUAUGCAGAAAUUCACUGAAGCUGCAGAAUUGAUUGAUGCUGAAAAUAGAAUGAAGAAAACUAUGUGGGGGCAGUUUUGGUCGUCUCAUCAAAGAUUCUUUAAAUAUCUUUGUAUAGCAGCAAAGGUUAAUCAUGCAGUAGUUGUAGCAAGGGAGGCUGUCAAAUGUGGUAAAUGUGUAGUUAUUGGUUUACAAUCCACUGGAGAAGCUCGAACAUUAGAACAAUUAGAACGAGAUGAUGGAGAGUUGAAUGACUUUGUUUCAACAGCUAAAGGUGUCUUACAAAGUUUAGUUGAAAAGCAUUUUCCUGCUCCUGACCGAAGUAGAAUUCAUAGAUUAUUAGGCAUUGAGUUACCUGCCGCUAAAAAAUCUGGUGCUAGCGUCAGCAAGCCUGCAGAUAAUGAAAUUGCAGGUGGAUCAAGUGGGAAGAGGAAGCCAAUGAGACAAGCUGCUGCCAGAGCAGCUAAAAGGACAAGAAGAUCCUCUUCAGAUAGUUCAAAUUUUGACUCUGACAUAGAACAAAUGAGAAGUUCUGAAUCCGAAUAUAAAAUGACGGGAAGUGACAGUGCUGAGAGUGAUCAUCAAUAUGACAGCAAUCAAAGUAGUGACUUCAACCCAUUCGAGAGUGAUUCUGAUAGUGAUGCUGAUCCAUGGGUUAGUGGGCGCAGUAAAAAGAAAGGAAGGAAAGCUAAAAAGCCAGCUAAGAAAAGACCAACGACGCAGGAUAAAAUACAAGAACUUUUAACAAGAAAAAAUGAUGCUGUUAAAAAUUCAAAUAUGAAGUUUUCCAAUGGCAGCGUGCUGCCCGGAGUUUAUGGUCAGCCAACACCACAAGCACCCCCCAAGGAUGCUAUUGAAAGAGCUUGUACUAUGAAGGAGGAAUUACUGGCACAGAUUGAGAAACUCGGUGAAAGGCUACCUGCAAAUACUUUGGAUCAACUUAUUGAUGAGCUAGGUGGGCCUGAAAAUGUGGCUGAGAUGACUGGUCGCAAAGGUCGAGUCGUUCAAACAGAAGAUGGUCAAAUUCUUUAUGAAUCUCGGUCUGAAGUGGACGUACCUUUAGAGACUUUAAAUUUAACAGAAAAACAACGAUUUAUGGAUGGCGAAAAGGAUGUGGCUAUUAUUUCAGAAGCAGCAUCCAGUGGUAUCUCGUUGCAGAGCGAUCGACGUGUUAGAAAUCAACGAAGGCGGGUACACAUUACUUUGGAACUGCCUUGGUCGGCCGAUAGGGCUAUACAACAGUUUGGACGAACACACAGAUCCAACCAGGUUAACGCGCCUGAAUACAUAUUUUUAAUUUCCGAUUUGGCAGGAGAGAGACGUUUUGCUUCUACGGUAGCUAAAAGAUUAGAAUCUUUAGGAGCGUUGACACAUGGCGACAGACGCGCCACCGAAUCAAGAGAUUUGUCACAAUUUAAUAUUGAUAAUAAGUAUGGCAGGAGCGCUUUGGAAGCUACAAUGAAAACGAUAAUGAAAUAUGAAGCACCUUUAGUGCCGCCUCCUCAAGAUUACAAAGGAGACUUCUUCAAAGACGUUGCCGAUGCUUUGGUGGGAGUUGGACUUAUUGUCAAUAGCGAAGCUAUGCCAGGCGUGCUGUCUUUAGACAAAGAUUACAAUAAUAUAUCCAAGUUUUUGAAUAGAAUUUUAGGUAUGCCUGUUGAAUUGCAGAAUAGAUUAUUUAAAUAUUUUACGGACACACUAACAGCGAUCAUAACACAAGCAAAGAAGUUAGGACGAUUUGAUCUGGGAAUUCUAGAUUUGGGUACUGCUGGUGAAAAUGUAAAAAGAAUUAAGCUGUGGAGAUUCCAAAGAAAACAUGCUACUGGUAUUGCACCUACUGAGCUACAUGUUGUACAUGUGGAACGAGGGAUGGCUUGGCAAGAGGCUAUUGAUAAGUGGUCUGAUUUGACAGGGCCGAAAGAAGGUUUCUAUCUAUCACAUCAAAUAAGAAAUGGUAAACAAACUGCAAUUCUUGCCGUAGCUGUGGAUAACAAUUCAAGAAAAAAAACUGAUCUCGUCAAGUCCAAAAAGGAUCAAUUAUAUCAAGUGUAUAGACCGAAUACUGGCUUGCAGUUCAGGAAUGAGACGCUAGGCGAAUUGGAGAAGAAAUAUAAAAAGGUAUCAACAGAUGAUGCCCAGCCCCACUGGACAGAACAGUAUGAAUCUUCAGUGACAACAUGUUCUCAUGCAUACUGGAGAGGCAAUUGUCGAAAUGUCACACUGGGCCAUGAUUGCGAAGUCGGUCUACGAAGGCGUUCCUAUAAUGUGUUAGCUGGAAGUGUACUUAGUGUUUGGGCUCGUGUUGAGAAUGUGUUGCAAUCGAAGAGCGCUCACAAUAACAAAAUGCAAGUCAUACGUUUGAAGACAACGGAAGGUGUUAAAAUUGUCGGUACUCUUAUACCCAAAAUCUGUGUCGAGCCCUUAAAGCAAGCGUUGUCUUCAGAUGCCGAAAAGGUUGAAGAAGAAAACUUUUAAUUAUAAGAAUAUCUUAGCC